Penaeus chinensis is the source of this 378-nucleotide messenger RNA. RefSeq lists its product as uncharacterized. The transcript has a single exon. Lineage: Eukaryota; Metazoa; Arthropoda; Malacostraca; Decapoda; Penaeidae. Bases 1 to 378 code for a protein of 125 amino acids. The record is from RefSeq and is a predicted model, not a curated record.
AUGACGAAAGGAGUCAGACAAGGUGACACUCUUUCUCCAGUUAUGUUCACAGAUGAUGCGGAGGAAAUCUUUAUAAGGAUGAACACUGAAGAAGCAGGAAUCAGGAUCAACGGAAAGAAAAAGAAUUAUCCUAGAUUCGUUGAAGACAUCAUCAUAUUUUGCGAAAGUGAAGAACAACUGAAGAAUUUGCUGGACACCCUGAAAUCCGAUGGUAAGAAAGACGGGAGGAAGCUAAAUAAGAAGACCAAGUUCACGUGCAAGGACAUAGCAAGAACAAAACAAAUAAGAGGCAUAGAGAUUGGUGGAGAAAAACUGGGAGAAGUGGAAGAAUACACGUACCUGGGACGACUACUCACUCCUGACAAUAAAACGAGCUAG